Molecule: messenger RNA, 2174 nt
Organism: Myxocyprinus asiaticus (Chinese sucker)
Lineage: Eukaryota; Metazoa; Chordata; Actinopteri; Cypriniformes; Catostomidae
Product: gremlin-1-like
Exons: 2
Coding region: 110-604 (164 amino acids)
Biological process (GO): animal organ morphogenesis
Molecular function (GO): receptor ligand activity; BMP binding
Source: RefSeq, a predicted model, not a curated record
CUUCCAUCCCUUAUUUUGACUACACUUUGAGAUCUGGAUCAUUUGAGUCAAUCUAUACUCAUUGUAGUUUCGUCCAUGAGAAGAGGGACAAACAAUUAUUAAUCUAAGGAUGACUAAAGACGCAUUUACUGUCACUGUCGUGGUCUUGUGGCUACUCUGCAAUCUUGCGAGGAGCAGGGGAACCGGGGGAUUUCAAGGCGCCAUUCCGGAACAGUCACUGCAGGGCAGUUUCAGGGGAACGGGACCGCCUUCUUUCGGGGACGAGGUGCUGAACUCCAGCCAUGAGGCUUUACACGUAAUGAAGCGCCAUUAUCUGAAACCCGAGUGGUGCAAAACACAGCCGCUCAACCAGACUAUCAACGAGGACGGGUGCCAGCCGCUCACCAUCACCAAUAGCUUCUGUUAUGGACAGUGCAACUCUUUUUACAUUCCUCGACGUGUUAAUCAAGAGGACAGUGUCUUCCAGUCAUGCUCCAUGUGCAAGCCGAAGACUUUCACGUCUGUUACAUACACUCUCUUGUGUCCAGGGCAGAUUCCACACAAGAAGAAGAAGCGGGUGCGGCGCAUUAAGCAGUGCCACUGUACAUCUGUCGACUUGGAUUAACACGCUGACGUUCAUUGUUUUACUUGUGUGCUUUUGUCUGAAAGUUACAUUUCAAUACAUUCCUAUCCUAUAACUUAAAUUAUUAAUGUAGGAGUAUUGUUUAAGUUUCCUCCAUCAUUAGUUGUUCAGCCAUGCACUCAGUUUACUGGGGGGGGUUACCUUCCACCCCCAUCCCCCCUGGAAUCUACACCCCUGAUUAGCUGUAGAUAUUACUUUAUAUAUUUUUAAGAUUUACGCAUUUCAGUUUUUGCAUUUAAAGAGUGCUGAAAAAAGAAAAGAAGCUAAAACCAGCCUAAACUGGUCUCCCAGUCUAACCAGCUAAAAAGUGCCCCAAACCCCUCUAAAACAAGCCAACUGACCACCCUGGGAAGGCUGGGCGACCAGCUAAGACCAACCAACCAGCGUGGGCUGGUUUUAGCUUUUUUUUUUUUUGAGCAAGGGAAAAUAAAAAUCUGCCCUUUAUGUAUAUAAAAUACAAUUUAAGCAAUUAAAUGUCCUUUAAAAACAAAGGAUAAGUAUAAUUCUAAAAAAAGAGUGACAUUAAAAUAGAUUAUAUUAUUCUCCACUGUGUGGAGCAAGAUUUGCACAUUCACGCAAAUAGCUUACUCUGGCUUUAUUUGUAAUGUAGGAUAGGCCUACUUUGUGGGUGGAAUUUAAUAAGUAAUGUUGUAAAAAGAAAACAAAAUCCAGUCAAAUGUAUUUUAUCCUGGUGCUAAUACAAGUGUUUUUUUUUAAAUGUGUUGCAUAUGUUACCUUACAAAGCCAAAACGCAGCAACAACACCAACACAGAAACUGAGAACAGUUUAUUGAUUGUCCAGCCAAAAGUGUGAAUUAUAAAUAGUUUCACUGUUUUUUCUUUGAAUCUGACCAUAUUUGAGAAAUAUUUGUCUGUCACAGGACAGAUCAUAGUCUAAGAGACCCUAUUUCAGUCGUAACAAUUAUGACAAAAUGUGUAGUUACUGCAUUUUGACUUUGCAGGGCAGAAUGGAUACUUCAAGUUUUGAAAUAGUCAAGUCAGGAUUUUUUGUAUAUAACUGUCAUCAAUAAAAAUGUGAUGUUCAUCAAGAUAAAACUGAAAGGUAAAGUUCUUCAUAAAGAAUAUUUAAAAGGCCUUUUAUAUUAUUUUACAUGUACAUUAUCAUUGGAAUAGGACACUUAAUGUUUAUUAAUAUUCUGUAAUGAUAUAAUGUGGCCACAAAAGUUACUCAGCAUUGCUACUCAGUAUGCAAAAUAAAGUGACUGCUUUUUCUAAAGCUGAAUAUUGAGCCUGCUAUUUUCGAAAUGUUUGAACCCUUAAUUGUUUAGACUGGUCAAGGCCCCAGAGCAUCUCUUAUUAAACAUAGUAAACCAGAUUUUUGGUUCUAAAAUGUGUGAGUGAGCGAUGGGUUGUUGGGUUACACCCAGAACCCACUACACUGAGGGGCAGGUUGUUAUCCUGUAACUAACAGUCUGGAGAAAUAGUGUUGCACAAGCAGGUGCAGUUCAUUCUGUCCCUGCCAAGAAAUUCAGGUGUCUGGGCCAGAACAGGCUGGAGGUCUUGCAUAAAAAUAUAUCUGGUCCUCUUUGAAA